Messenger RNA from Dacryopinax primogenitus, 1494 nucleotides. Its product is annotated as adenine nucleotide alpha hydrolases-like protein. NCBI's taxonomy places the organism in Eukaryota, Fungi, Basidiomycota, Dacrymycetes, Dacrymycetales, Dacrymycetaceae. Bases 196 to 1461 code for a protein of 421 amino acids. The transcript has 6 exons. The record is from RefSeq and is a predicted model, not a curated record.
CUUAGACGGACGUUGUCUAGCAUGUCUGCCAACCCCUCCUCCGCUUUGACUCGUCAAGCAUCGAAUGUCGUUACUGAUGCCGACAUUCUUAACCAGCAGGCUACUCAGAUCCUCAGGGACGCGCACGUUCGUGCACUCUCUACCAGCAAGGCAGACCCACCAUCCACCGGGUUCGGCAAGAGCAUCUCAUCUGUAAUGUCAGGACUUUCUCUCUACACAAAGGAUAAGGAGAAAGAAAGGGAAAGAGAUAAUUUGAACGCAGAAUCGGAGAAGGAAGAAGAGCGUCAGGCACGGGGUCGUAGCUCCUCUCCUUUUCAGCGGAAAGGUAGAAGGCGCCGCUCUAUUAGCGCUGAACCGCCUGCACCGUUGAAACUGUCGCAAUCCGAAGUGGAAGCUGAAGACGAAGGCAUCAGGUCCACUCCCAUAAACGCUGUUCGUCCUCGCAACAUGGCUUACUCUUAUGGGUCAGACGAGGAAGAUGACUCGGGGUCGGGCUCGGAAGAAGAGUGGGAUAGCGACGAUGGCUUCGAUGCUGAAACCUCUCACAAUACCGAGCUCAAUGCCGCUGUCGCUUCUCCUAUUGGACCGGAUGAAGAUUCCAUGCUGGAACUUCCGGAUCCACUUGGUGAAGGUGUCAAUGUUGUCAUGGCACCAGAGUUAUUCCCUGGACAAAGGACUGGCAUCAACUCACCCCGUCGUCGAAAAGCUAGCAUGCGAGAUCCCUUGCCCUUGGUGACAAGUCGACCUAUGUUCGCAAAGGAUCGAUGCACGGUUGUGCUUACGCAUGGAGAUCCCGACGCAUACCUUGCAAAAGGGGAGCGUGUCCCGAGAAAGUACAUGGUUGCCAGUGACUUAAGUGAAGAAAGCAAAUAUGCCGUAGAAUGGGGUAUUGGAACUGUUCUGAGGGAUGGAGACGAGAUGAUUCUUGUGAACGUAACUGAAUCCGAAACGAAGGUCGAUGCUGAUGCUACAGAUCGUGUUGCGAAGCUGCGGAAUCAGCAGGAGAGAUCCACCCUAGCAUACUUGCUUGUCCGACAAGCGACUUCCUUGUUACAACGAACAAGGUUACAUGUUACAGUAUCAUGCCAGGCAUGGCACGCUCGGAACAGCCGUCACAUGUUACUCGACCUCAUUGAUUUUUACGAACCUACCAUGGUAAUUGUUGGCUCGCGUGGUUUGGGUCAGCUGAAGGGGAUUCUUCUCGGUUCCACGUCUCAUUACCUCAUUCAGAAGUCAAGUGUGCCUGUGAUGGUGGCCCGCCGGAGAAUGAAACGGCCGGCCAAGCGCACUGCUCAUUUGUUGCAGAGAGCGCGUGUCCCAUUAUCGCAGGCGGCUAUCGACAAAGAGGGUCCUGGUAAGCUGAGCACAGAGGUUGAGAGGAUGCGCGAGGAAGUCGAGUUGCAGGAACGAGAGGAAGUUGCAGCUCGUGAACGCGUAGGAGUGAAAAUAGCUGGAGAAUAGGGGGGAUCUUCAAAGAUUCAUAAUAAGAAAUCU